Molecule: messenger RNA, 356 nt
Organism: Oncorhynchus tshawytscha (Chinook salmon)
Lineage: Eukaryota; Metazoa; Chordata; Actinopteri; Salmoniformes; Salmonidae
Product: guanine nucleotide exchange factor DBS-like
Exons: 3
Coding region: 36-356 (106 amino acids)
Biological process (GO): positive regulation of Rho protein signal transduction
Cellular component (GO): cytoplasm; extrinsic component of membrane
Molecular function (GO): guanyl-nucleotide exchange factor activity
Source: RefSeq, a predicted model, not a curated record
AUAGAAAUGUAAUAUUCUUCGGUUCUCUCUAACAGAUGAGUGCGGUGGGCAUCACGGAGAGCGCCAAGGGUGACAACAAGAAGUUUGAGAUCUGGUGUAAUUCCAGAGAGGAGGUGUUUAUCGUCCAGGCUGCGACACCUGAGAUCAAAACAUCUUGGUUGAACGAGAUCAGGAAGGUUCUGACAGGCCAGCUGAAGGCUUGCAGGGAAUCUAGUCAAAAGAAGGCGUCAGACACAAUGUCUCCCAGUCCAACCAGCAACAGCCCACCUAUCUGUCUCAGUCCAUUUAGGAACUGUCAGAAGAGCGUGAAGAAGGGAGAAGAGAAGAAGACAGAUGCUGUCAUCUCUGACCCUUAA